ACACGCCUGUGUAACAUCCAUCUUCGUUAAACGUACUCAUAUACACGUACCCCCGAGAUCAUGGCGGACAAGCAAGUCAAAGUGGCUUUGUGGGGUGUACCUCGAACGAUGUCGACAGUGUUUGCGAAAUGCAUGAGCACCAUUGAUGAGAUGGAAGUCUAUCUGGAACUGUAUUCGUAUUCUAAAACGGCGAGUGGCAUUUUGAAAUCGGCGACCGGUCGCGAGCUGCCGAGGAAUCUUGACGGGAACGAGGCGGUGUACGCAGAAGCGAUAACGGUGUUUACAAAGGCUUUCAGUGGCAUUUUGAUGCCAAAGAGAAUAUCAUGCUGUGAAAUCAAACGAGAAUUGGAGACUACCAAGAGUAGGUUCGUCUUUAUAAAGGAGAUGGCAUAUCUUACAGAAUACAUUCUUGAGUAUCUACCGAAUGGCUUCAAGCAUGUCUUCCUCAUCAGAGAUCCAACGAAGGUCUACAAGUCCUUCAGGAAAGGCGUCUUGGGGUUGAUGCAUGUAGACGAUUGCGACAUCGUACGAGAUGAUCCGAUAGAAUUACGACCAAUGUUGUGGUACGAGCAACAGCACCGGCUCUGGAAAUAUGUCCAACAAAAUGAUCUCAACCCUCACCCCAUCAUCAUCGACGCUACCGAUCUGGCCACCAACCCACGGGAGAUCUUGAAAGGUUUCUGCGAUGCUGUUGGAUUUCCAUACAGCGAUAGCCUUCUGCAGUGGUCCCCGAGUCAUGAGUUCCCGAAGAACUUUGUGACGGCGGGUGAGAACCUCUUCGAGUCCAUGUCCGUGUUUUACUCGGCAGCGUUCAGCAGUACACACUUCGUGGCGCCUACCAUACAGGGACCUUUACCACGUGAUCAGCUUACAGAUGACGUCAUCAAGUGUGUCGACUAUUCUAUGCCAUUUUACCGUGAAAUGUAUGAAGCAAGAAUGCAAGUCUCUUAACAGUGUCCUGUUUGUGCAUUUUUUAAAAGUAAAGAAAGCUCGCGUGUGUGGCAAAACCUUUUCACCCUCUUCCCCAGAUUAAGAACUCGAGGCAAUCUCAAAUUCUCAUUCGGAUAAGGUUUAGUUAGGUGUUUGUUUGUUUGUUAUGUUUUUUUUCUCAUUGAAUUUGUGAUUAUAUGUUUUUAAUAUUUCUUUAAGUACAAUUUUUGUUAUGGGUUGGCCUCACACAAGGUUUCUUCCUUUUUGGUCAUUACCUUCCUCACUUUCUUUAAAUUUGAUAUUCAUUGUAUUCACAUUGUCUAUUUUUUAAUGUAUUUUAUCUUGAUCUCUUGAGGAAAAAUAAAUGAAACUUGAACUACAAUCGGACUUCACUUGACUUAAAAACUGGGAGCCGUUUCAUAAAUCUGUUCGUAAGUUAAGAGCGACUUUAAAAACGACCGGUGAUCCUUUCUUAUGCGCUAAACCAAAUGCAAAUUUUUAAUUCAAUAUAGUAUUUACCACAAUAAAAGGUCACCAGUCGUUCUUAAAGUCGUUCUUAACUUACGAACAGCUUAAUGAAACACCCACCGGGAUGUUAACUGUUAUCUUUCUUCAAUUUGAAACUUCUCAUCCAAUGCAUGAUGUGUUCUGAUAAUUUUAGCUCAUUUGCUCUUGAUCUGGUUGAUAUAUCAGUUCCUAUAUUCAUUCACUUGUAAAAAAAAAAACAUAACAUAAGAUUACAUGGAAAACUACCAAAGCUGCUAUUUUGAAGCAACGUUUUCAAUGUGGGAAUCGCAAUGACAAGAUUGAAAGUAAUUUUGAUACUUAGAAACUGCCUCAUUUCAUAAUCAAUUUGGUUAAAUUAUACGUUUAUUUGAAUUCCUCUGUGUCAUUGAAAUAAUCAUACUUUCGUCAGGAUCUCAUUCUCUUGAGAAAAGUUGCGUAAUAAAUUUACUUUCACAACUACGUCUUGCGAAUGACAAGAUUGAAAGUAAUUUUGAUACUUAGAAACUGCCUCAUUUCAUAAUCAAUUUGGUUAAAUUAUACGUUUAUUUGAAUUCCUCUGUGUCAUUGAAAUAAUCAUACUUUCGUCAGGAUCUCAUUCUCUUAAAAAAAGUUGCGUAAUAAAUUUACUUUCACAACUACGUCUUGCGACCGGUUGUGCCGGUCCGGUUACAUAUGUUAUUCUUUCACAUUAUUGCAAUAGUCUAACUAGUCGCAAGGCCAAUUGCGAGAGCUUUUAAACACGAUUUUGUUUCGUUCUGACUAAAUUUGUUAUGGUGUAAUAAUUUGCUUAGGUACUGUAUACUUCGCACAAAUUAAUUGAUAUUGUCCCUGAUCCUUGAUCGGGUGCGUCACAGAGUGUCAAAUGCGUGCGAACGUAUAGUCGCCUACCGAGCGACGGAUCCUUACGAACGUUGCCAAUUUGAGAUUCGCCAACUUUUCUGAUGAGUGUCGUACUCUUACGAAUGUUUACUUGUGACAUCAAACUAUAUCUGUCAUGUUUCCCAACUGCUUCAUAAAGGAAAAUGUGUCUGCGAAACUCGAAGCACUUAUUUUUUUAUCAGUGGGUUGAUUACUUAAAUAAUAUUCAUUGUACAUGUAGCAAACGUGUAUUCGUGUCGGAGAGAAAUUUUAAACAUGUUUUAACUUUCUUUGCGAAUGUAUUUUUCCGUAAACAAUCACAAGCAAUUAAAAAAGUCUUUCCAUUGGUUGU
Molecule: messenger RNA, 2647 nt
Organism: Lytechinus pictus (painted urchin)
Lineage: Eukaryota; Metazoa; Echinodermata; Echinoidea; Temnopleuroida; Toxopneustidae
Exons: 2
Coding region: 61-951 (296 amino acids)
Source: RefSeq, a predicted model, not a curated record